AUGACGGUAGAAAUCCUCUCGUGGCUACGCAAUAUCCAUGACGACCCAGAUUCCCUCCUCCAACAGACGGAUCUAGCGAAGCCACCACGAGCAAUCCAACCCAGAACCCGAAAGCGCCAUCGCAGUCACAGCUCAACGAACGAUGAUUGCCUCGAACAUAACCAGAACCCCGUGAAAAACCCCGCUGUUUGCUUCUCAACGCACCCGACCCCUCCUCCCGAUUCCCUCGUGUCCUCCGAGGUCGAAAUGGCACCAGCCAAGAAACGGAAGACGACCACGGGCGCUGUAGCCAGCCCGAGCCCGGACGAUAUACAAGAAGAUAACGAUGCGACUGAACAAGAGACUCCAAAGCCUCUGAGGCGUGUCCACCUCCCCAGCGUCGCCUCCUCCACGUCCUCUGCUACAAGUGGACGCUCUGGGGCGUCAUCACCACGUAAGCAACUGGCCGCCAUGGCCUUGUCCACUCGAGGUGUUGAAACCCGCGCCAUGUCAGAUCCUUCAGGACUGCCUCCAGCUCUAGCCCAGUUACGUACGAAACUACUACAGUUCGGUCGUGGGAGGGGAAUUCUCGGCCUCAACAGCCUGGCGAGUAUACGCGACGAAGCAGCUGCGCGGGCAUUCCACCCGGAUAUGGUUGCUAUAUAUGAGGAUAAAGACUUCAGCUGCUCUGCUCACCGGGACGCGUUGGGAUCAACGCCUAGUCCCGAAGAUGUGCUGUACAUACUCGAAUGCGCAGCUGAUUGUCUCCGCAUGGGCCGGUCUGAGGCAGCGUGGAACAACGAGGUUCACUUCCCGUUGCUCUGUCUUGCACUUCGGCCUCGAGUCAAGGGCGCGUUCCAGCGUUUGGUCAACGUGACCAACUGUUCAACGGCUUCUAUCGUUCCCGACUACCGCAUCCGAUUCGUGCCUGACAAGAAGAUCGACUUCUGCGUAUACCUCGACCCUCGCUACGAUACGAUCGAUACAAAUAUUGCCAGCCAGGUUGAUAGCGUUCGUGCUCGACUGCCGCUGCUGUCAAUCAACCCCACUGAUGACCUGUCGUUGUUGAGCAAUCCUAUCGCCAUCUCCAUCGAGACUAAGCGUCCCGGUGAAGGCUUGGACACUGCCAAUCUGCAAGUCGCGACAUUUUUAACUGCCCACUUGACUAUUCUGCAGCGACUUGUAGAUGCUGGUGCGGCGAUGCCUGUCGAUGAAGGCGAGAAGAUGCCUUCAGUGGACGACCUCGGGUUUCUUCCUGGCCUGAUCGUCCAGGGAAAUACGUGGAACUUUGUCGCAGCAAGUCGGCAAGACUCUCGGAUUAUUAUUUGGUCAGAGACAUCACUUGGCUUGACGGGCGACAUAUCUGGCAUCUACCAGAUUAUUGCGUCUUUACAGCUGUUGCGAGAGUGGAUCAAUGCCACGUAUUGGCCAUGGUUACGUCGGGUUAUCCAGCGAUCGGCACAAGCUCAACUGCAGGGUCUUCCGACUGGAUGA
This is a messenger RNA of Fusarium sp. VM40, 1473 nucleotides long. The record is from the annotation of a GenBank genome assembly. NCBI's taxonomy places the organism in Eukaryota, Fungi, Ascomycota, Sordariomycetes, Hypocreales, Nectriaceae.